AUGUCUGCGGGAGGAGACUUCGGGAACCCCCUGCGGAAAUUCAAGCUGGUUUUUCUGGGGGAGCAGAGCGUUGGGAAGACGUCCCUUAUCACAAGGUUCAUGUACGACAGUUUUGACAACACGUAUCAGGCUACAAUCGGAAUCGACUUCUUAUCAAAAACCAUGUACUUGGAAGAUCGGACAGUCCGAUUGCAGCUCUGGGACACGGCGGGCCAGGAGAGGUUCCGAAGCCUGAUCCCCAGCUACAUUCGUGACUCAACAGUGGCCGUGGUUGUCUAUGACAUCACAAAUCUCAACUCCUUCCAGCAGACAUCCAAAUGGAUUGAUGAUGUCAGGACAGAAAGAGGAAGUGAUGUCAUCAUUAUGCUAGUGGGCAACAAGACGGACCUCGCAGACAAGAGGCAGAUAACAAUUGAAGAGGGAGAACAGAGAGCCAAAGAACUGAGCGUCAUGUUUAUCGAGACCAGUGCAAAGACAGGCUACAAUGUAAAACAGCUGUUCCGACGUGUCGCAUCUGCACUGCCUGGCAUGGAGAGCGUUCAAGAGAAGAGCAAAGAAGGAAUGAUUGACAUCAAGUUGGACAAACCACAGGAUCCUCCAGCCAGUGAAGGCGGGUGUUCUUGCUAA
Molecule: messenger RNA, 627 nt
Organism: Emys orbicularis (European pond turtle)
Lineage: Eukaryota; Metazoa; Chordata; Testudines; Emydidae
Gene: RAB6B
Product: RAB6B, member RAS oncogene family
Exons: 8
Coding region: 1-627 (208 amino acids)
Biological process (GO): vesicle-mediated transport
Molecular function (GO): GTP binding; GTPase activity
Source: RefSeq, a predicted model, not a curated record